Psylliodes chrysocephalus is the source of this 2976-nucleotide messenger RNA. NCBI's taxonomy places the organism in Eukaryota, Metazoa, Arthropoda, Insecta, Coleoptera, Chrysomelidae. The record is from the annotation of a GenBank genome assembly.
CUCAAUAACUCAUGCAAUUUUGAAUACACACAGCUGAGAAAAUGAGUAAAAUAUUAAAAAAUACGUUUAGAUUUUAGAUUAUUCCUUUUUAAGAUUUCUUAUUACUAAGAAUAAUGAAUUUGAUUUGUUUUAAAGUCUCAAGAAAGAGUUGUCAAAUUGUUCAACAGACUGCGUUUUAAAAGAACGUUCAUGUGAAUCAGGUGUACCUAUUUAGUUCCAGUGAAACUAGUGAAAGUGAAGACAAAUAUAUUUGUGAAUUUGCUUUUGCUUUGCAAAAUGAUAAUAGACAGUUCUUUCGAUGUCGAUGUCUUCGGCCCAAGACUCAACUCAUGCGAAAAAGGUUUUGAAGAAGAUGUGUAUGUUAACCGAAUUGCAGAACUUGAAAAAAAAGUGGGCGAACAACAAAAUGAACUCAUUUGUCUUAAGGCUACUCUAGCGGAAGCGCUUCGAAGGCUUAACAACCUAGAAGUUACUCAACAAGCAUCUCGUGUAAUUCCAACUCCCACGCCAAUUACUCCGACUAGGUUGGAAACGAGUAGCAGUCCUAGUAGCGAUUAUCACAAACAAAGCUAUAAUAAUACUACAUCAAAACUAGAAGAACAGCGGAAAAACUAUAUUUCAUCAUUUUUACCUCAAAGAAAAGCCGUUCAUUAUCGAUCUACAGGUAGCCUACAUAGUGACAGUCAAAGUUCCAGUAGUGCAAGCCCGAUUCCUACUCCUUCACCCAGAGCUACGCCUCUUCCAACUAAUGCCAGAAGAACAUAUAGCAGCUCAAAGUUAUCUACAAAAAGUACUUCUUCACUACAUAAAAGAUGGAGUUCAACUGGAGAUUUUAUUCAUAUUAAUAAUCAUACUGACGUGCAUUCGAAAACAAAAGACAUUACCUACAAUGAUGAAGAAAAAAGUAUAAAGAUGUUUCUCCGAAAUAAGCCUAUUAUUUUACACGUACCUUCAAAUUUAACUGAAAACUAUGAAAUAACAAAAGUGUCAAAAACUCCUUCGAAGAAAUUGAAACUAGAAUGGGUAUAUGGUUAUAGAGGAAGAGAUUGUCGAUCGAACCUUUAUUUUCUGCCAACUGGAGAAAUAGUUUACUUUGUAGCAGCCCUUGCAAUUUUAUAUAAUCCUGAAGAACAAAUACAACGGCAUUAUACUGAACAUACUGAUGAUAUUAAAAGUUUAGCAAUUCAUCCAAAUAAGAUGACUAUAGCAACAGGUCAAUGCACUGGCCAUAAUAAUUUAGAGAGAAGGGCACACAUAAGAGUAUGGAACUCCAUUUCUCUUCACACUCAAUAUGUUAUUGGUAUGAAUGACUUUGAUUCAGCUGUGUGUUGUCUGUCAUUUGGAAAAGUGGAUGGGUCACUUUUAUUAGCUGUAGAUGAUGCUCCAGAUCAUACUAUUUCUUUAUGGGACUGGCAAAAAGGCGAAAAUGGUUACAAAAUCACGGAAACUAAAUGUUCAGUAGAUACUGUAGUAUCAGCAGAAUUCCAUCCAAUAGACAACAAUUGCAUAGUCACUUGUGGUAAAACCCACAUAGCUUUUUGGUCUAUACAAAUAAAUGGAAAUUUAUUCAAAAGAAAUGGUAUAUUUGAAAUUAGAGAUAGGCCUAGAUAUGUAACUUGUGUAAAUUUUUUACAAUCUGGAGAAGUCAUUAGUGGUGAUUCUAGUGGACAUUUAGCCAUUUGGGGAAGAGGUACAAACACCCUAUUUAAAUAUAUUAAGAAUGUACAUGAAGGAUCUAUUUUUUCCAUUUGUGUAACGAAACAUGGAAACAUAAUUACAGGAGGUGGAAGAGAUGGGAGAUUAGUUGAGUUCGCUCCGAAUUUGGUUUUAACAGGUGUAGUUAAUCAGAUCGAAGGUCACUUUGGAGGAGUUCGAAUAGUUUCUGAAGGAAAAGGUUAUCAACUUUUGAUUGGUACCACUCACAACUGUAUCCUUCUUGGAACUCUAGAUAUCGGAUUUCAACCGAUUGUACUUGGUCACGCCAAUGAAAUUUGGGCGUUGGCUUCCCAUCCUACUAUACCUCAUUUUGCAACUGCUGGUUAUGACAGAGUUUUACAACUUUGGGAUUCCAUGUCACACACUAUUUUGUGGAGCAAAGAUAUCGAAGAACAAGCCCAAAGUAUUUGCUAUUAUCAUGAUGGUUCAUGUAUUAUAGUGGGUUGUAUUAAUGGAAAAUGGCUGGUAUUUGAUGUACAAAGUCGUCAACUUUUAGCCCGUCAUACAGAUGGAAAUGAUCCUAUUCAAGUGAUAAGGUUUUCUCCAGAUGGAUCAUUACUUGCAAUUGGUUCGAGAGAUAGUCUAAUUUAUAUUUAUCAAGUUUCCGAUGAUGGUACGAAAUAUACAAGAGUAGGACGUUGUGUGGGUCAUUCGAGUGGCAUAGUUCAUUUGGAUUGGGCAGAGAAUAGCCAAAUGUUAAGGUCAAAUUCAUCUGAUUUCGAAUUAUUAUUCUGGAAUUCUGAAACCUGUCGCCAAAUAGUCCAAAUUCCUUUGUUACGAGAUAUUGAAUGGGCAACACACACUUGCACUGUAACGUUUUCAACAAUUGGAAUAUGGUCAGAAUAUAUAAGUGGAAUUGAUAUUAAUUGUUGUGAUCGUAGUCAUGACUCUGAAUUAAUUGUUACUGGAGAUGAUUAUGGAAAAGUUAAAUUGUACAGUUUUCCGGCAAGUCAACCUAAGUCUCUGUGUCAUACCUAUAGUGGUCAUAGCAGCUACGUUACAGACGUAAAAUUCUUAUAUGAUGACUCUAGAGUCAUAUCCACUGGGGGAAACGAUACUGCUGUGGUACAAUGGACAGUUACUUGAUAAACAUGUUUUAGCUUUUAAAGUACAUAAACAAAUUUUAUUGUAAAAAUAAAAAUUUUCAUGUGCCACAGUUCUAAAAAUUGUCAAUUUUAAAAUUAAGUGCUAUGUACUUAAAAUAAUUGAUCUACUUAAUACAAGAUGUAAUGUGUGACAAUAAAAACUGAGUAAUAUUAA